Molecule: messenger RNA, 1107 nt
Organism: Sesamum indicum (sesame)
Lineage: Eukaryota; Viridiplantae; Streptophyta; Magnoliopsida; Lamiales; Pedaliaceae
Product: vesicle-associated membrane protein 724
Biological process (GO): vesicle-mediated transport
Cellular component (GO): membrane
Source: RefSeq, a predicted model, not a curated record
GGAGAAAUCAAAAGAAAAGCAGCGUUUUUGCGUUCUCACAGCACUGCGAAAAGCAGCCACCAGAGAAAAAGCUCUGAGUUCGAACCAAAACAGCUACUUUUCGCUCCGGCGGUCGGGUUUGCAGCUCUUUUUCCGGCGAGGGGAUCAUCCAUGGGGCAGGAAUCGUUCAUAUACAGCUUCGUGGCGCGGGGCACGAUGGUACUGUCGGAGUACACGGAGUUCACCGGCAACUUCCCGGCGAUUGCGGCGCAGUGCUUGCAGAGGUUGCCUUCUUCCAACAACAAGUUAACUUACAAAUGUGAUCGCCAUAUUUUCAACUUCUUAGUUGAAGAUGGCUAUGCUUAUUGUGUUGUUGCAAAAGAAUCUGUCGGGAAACAGAUCUCCUUUGCAUUUUUGGAGCGGAUCAAAGCUGAUUUCAAGAAGAGAUACGGUGGUGGUAAAGCAGAUACAGCAGUUGCCAAAAGUCUGAACAAAGAAUUUGGGCCACUAUUGAAAGAACACAUGCAAUAUAUCAUCGAUCAUGCCGAUGAGAUCGAGAAAUUAUUAAAAGUUAAAGCCCAAGUUUCGGAAGUCAAAAGUGUUAUGCUGGAGAACAUAGACAAGACUAUUGAAAGAGGAGAAAACUUAACCAUUCUUAGCAACAAGGCUGAAGACCUUCGUGAUUCGGCGCAAGAAUUCAAGAAAAAAGGGACACAAAUCCGAAGAAAAAUGUGGUAUCAGAAUAUGAAGAUAAAGUUGGUUGUGCUCGGAAUCAUCCUCCUCUUGAUUCUCAUUAUCUGGCUCUCUGUUUGCCAUGGUUUUGACUGCACAAACUAGGACGUUGCUCAUCUCCGUUUGGACCGACAUACUAUGAUCCCGUAUUCAAGAAUGAUCCCCGUUUAUGCAAGGUAGUCAGAGAGCUUGAUUGAUGAGGUUCCGUUAUCAUUGACAGCAACUAUUUUCCUAGGAAAUUCAUGUUUGUUUUUCGUUUUCUGUCGUUGCAGUGGGGUUCUUUUCCAUUUUCUUGCUCAUGUGAUUGGUGUCACAGUCUGCUGUAAAAAUCUACAAUAGUUUUUCAUAUAUAUACAAGAAAAAGAUAGAAGAUGUUUGUACAAUUCCUGUCGCCUA